This is a messenger RNA of Trichogramma pretiosum, 483 nucleotides long. RefSeq names its product chymotrypsin-1-like. The record is from RefSeq and is a predicted model, not a curated record. NCBI's taxonomy places the organism in Eukaryota, Metazoa, Arthropoda, Insecta, Hymenoptera, Trichogrammatidae. Gene Ontology annotation, biological process: proteolysis. Gene Ontology annotation, molecular function: serine-type endopeptidase activity. The annotation marks the transcript as partial. The transcript is spliced from 3 exons.
AUGAAUUUCUUCGUGGUCUCAAUCAUAUUCACCCUAUUUUUUGGGUGUCACGCAAAGCUACGGAUCCUCGAAGGUACCGAAGCCGACGAAGGCAGUUUUCCGUAUCAAGCCUCGUUGCAGCUCGAGCGCGAUCACUUCUGCGGCGCGUCGAUCUUAAACAAACGUUACCUGCUGACCGCGGCGCACUGCGUCGCCAUCGACAACGAGAACGCGACGGCCGGCGAGGAUUUGGAGGACAGAAAAGUUUUAUGGGAUCCAAAAUAUUUGAACGUCGCCGUCGGCUCGGUUGAUUUAGAGAGCAACGACUCGACGAGCUACGACGUCGAGAAGCUGUACAAACACGAAGAGUAUGGAAAGUCGUUCGAGACGGGAAGUUACGAUAUCGCACUGAUCAGAGUGUCGAGAGACAUCGAGUUCAACGAUAGAGUGCAACCUGUAAAAUUGGCCUCUUCUCGAGACGACAUACCCGAAGACGGUGGUCUG